GCUACCAGCUUGACGUAGCAAGAUGGCGGCGGCGUGUCGGAGGCGUCUCCGUCCGCACAGUGCUCGACGUCGAGCAGUCCGCGUACGUUCGCAACAACGUUUCACCGCAUUAAUGUGUCAGUGCAUCCGGAGCACCGUACACGUCCGCGGCAACGGUGCAGUCUCGUCAUACGCACCGUAGAUCAUCAACAAUCAGAGAAAACGACGCGCGAUACGACGGGACCGUCGCGAUCAGCGCCGAGCACCGCGGUAUACGUAGGGGUAGUGUGAACUCGAUCGUCCCGUUCGCGACGUUCCUCGUUCAUUUCUCUCGUGGUGCGUGCUACACGUUCCCCUGUGGCCCUCUCGCACCCCCGGUUCUACCUUCUCUCCUUUUCCCUCCGAUUCUCACCCUCUCUUUCUCUCUCUUUCUCUCUUUCUCUUUCUCUCUUGUUUUGCACCCCUCUCUUUUCUUACCUCCUACACACCAGUUCUUCGCAAGACCUGCACCCAUACAUACGCCCCGCGUGUGUUCCUUAUUUCUUUCCUUUCCUUUCACCCCCCCAAUCCCCCUCGUCGACAGUUUGUUCCGUGCUCCCAACCCCCGAAUCUCUCUGUCUCUCUCCGAUCGCGGUGAAAUGCCCGUAACCGGUCGUGGCUCGCGACGACGACGAAGACGAGGCGGGUGUCGUUGGUGCACGGUUCCUUGACGAGCAGCACGGGAUACGUGCAAACCGGCGCAUGCACUGCAGCCCUUGCUACUAUGAUAAUAACGAGAAAGGUGGCACGGUGGGCGCUCCUCCUGAAGCGAGAGGCGCUCGGCCGAACCUACGGUGCACAAAAGCGGUCAGAGCAAGCACCCCGCGGUGCCACGACGAUGCUGCCUCGUUCCGGCCGGGUAGAUGACAACAUCGACACAGACACCGACACCGUGGCCACCGACCUGACGAGGACCAGCAGCUGCGUACCGCUGGCGCUGCCGUUGCCUUGCCCGUGCUACUAUCGCUACUGCCCUCGUGCUACCGUCACCCUGUUAAGCUCGGACCACGAGGACGACUCGCCGCUGCCAAUCGCGGGGAUCGACGACACGCAAGCGGCACCGACGGCACCGACUCCAGCAGCAUCGACCGCGAACAUAGCGGAGCAACAGGACGCGGUGCACGGCGAACAGGAACUCGAGUACGCGCCGAGAGGAACUGAAGAGGAGGUGGUCAACCGUGUCAACUACCGUGCUGCGAAGAGUUAACCGGCGGAACGUGCGAGGCGCACGGUUUUGCGCGUGACCAGCACCCCCUACGCUGUCAUUCGUGCGGUACCGGUUACGUGUGA
Molecule: messenger RNA, 1308 nt
Organism: Hylaeus anthracinus
Lineage: Eukaryota; Metazoa; Arthropoda; Insecta; Hymenoptera; Colletidae
Exons: 2
Coding region: 743-1225 (160 amino acids)
Source: RefSeq, a predicted model, not a curated record